Molecule: messenger RNA, 689 nt
Organism: Salvelinus sp. IW2-2015
Lineage: Eukaryota; Metazoa; Chordata; Actinopteri; Salmoniformes; Salmonidae
Source: RefSeq, a predicted model, not a curated record
UUUACCCCCUCAUCUCCUACGGACUGGGGUCUCAGUGCAGAAGUAGCCGGGCAGGUGAGCUGAGACCAAGAUGAAGAAGUUUGUGGCAUUUUCCCUCUGUCUGGUCCUCUUGACCAUCUACACAGCAGAUGCAAACCCAAUCAUCAAAGAGAGCUAUGCUAAGCAACUUCUGCGGACCAAGAGGCAGAAGCCCGACCCCGAUGAGCCAAUGAGGGAGCACUUGCUCCACAUGCAGGUUCUGGAUCAGAGGGCCCAGGAGACCAACCUGGAACACUGGCUGAACCCCCACUGCUACCCCCGCUGUGACAGGAACUACGGACACCCUGUCUAAUCCCCAGUGACCUCGCCUUGACUCCUCACAGCCCAGGAGAACAACUUGUGGCGGAGGGCGCUGACGGCAAGAAUGAUGUCGACAAUGACGAUGAUGAUAUGAGGGUGAAGCUCGGAGUGUAACUCUAUCACAUGCAUUUCAUGAUGAAGCCUCAGCAGGGAACAUUAGUGUCCAUCAGUAGAGAUGUCCACAGCUUAUUCCAGCAACAUUAGCGUAUAGGAAAUGUAUUAAAUGAUGUUAACAUCAUAGAGGAUACAUGAUCCGUUUAUAUGUUGAUACAGUUAUGAGACAUUAUACAUUGUAUUAUGUAAAACAAUGUUUAAAUAACAAUAAUUGAAUAAAUAAUCUAAUCAAAUUU